AUGGAAGAGGAAACCAACAUUUUCAAGGAACGCACGCUGCCGUGGUCCCGUCUGUGCGCAGCUCUGGAGGCGGAGCGGCCGCGGCCGCUGGUCUGCCGCUGCCAGAACGGCGGCGUCUGCGUCGUGCCCGACGGCUCGUUCGAUGAGCCGAGCUGCGAGUGCGUCGACCAGUACAGCGGGCCCCAGUGCGACACCUUCGUGGCCAGGAAGCGCGUGCAGAAGGCCGGAGGGACGAACCCCGCCGCCAUCAUCAUCCCGGUGCUGCUUAUCCUGCUGCUGGUCGGAGCUGUCGCCGGCUAUAUGUUUGUCAAGCGACGCGGAGGGGUGAAGACGGUGACCGGCGGCCUGCCCGGCUCCACCAGCGUGUCGUUCCGGCCGGGCACCAACGUCGAAUUCGGCGCCAAUGGCGGCGGCGGCGGCCGAGGCGCCCAUGGAUGCCGGCAUUGAUCUGGUCGGCGUCGACAGCAAGACGAGAAACUUCAGCAAUCCCAUGUACGACACGAUGGGCAACAUAGAGGCCCACGCCGAUCAGGCGGCGUCAGCAGGCGUGUACGAGGUACCGACGGAGAUGAAACCGGACGCGGCCGUGCUCGCGCCCUCGAGCGUCGUCCACCAGUCGGCCGCCGUUCCGAUGGCGCGCACCCGCGAGACCAAGCCGGCCACCUUUGACUCCGGCAAAGAUACUCAGCAGCUAGUGGAGGACGACGAGUACGACUGCUAGUGACAUCUCCCGACGGGGCGCUGAACUUGAGCUGGUGCUGCGCGCCGACAGGCGAACGGACUGUGAGCUCGCCUGUUCGGUGGAGAGCGUGCGACGCGGCAGGCGGGCGCGCGCCGCGGCCAUUCCUGCCGCCCCAGCACGGCGCCCGCCAAGGUCAAGGUUGAACCCGGACUGCGGCGGGCACUGCGGGCCAUGACUGGGGCGGAGCUGACCCCGUCGGCGCCCGCUCGUUGGCCCAGUGCAGACUGGGGGCGAUAGUUUGCCAGAUGGCGAAGAUAGUUUGCCAGAUUGCGAAUCCCGCCAAUGGCCUUAUCCACGCACUGUUAUUGGCGCCCUUGGCCGCGGCGUGGUCGGCCAAGAGACAAUGAGCUGCCAACUGUUUUGCACGAAGGUUGGUACGAUGUCGUAAUUCCGCCGCAGGCACCUUAUGUUGAGGUGGACUAAAUAGGUCACCAGUGCGAUGGCACCAGUGCGAUGGCACCACUGCGAUCCUGGAACACUUCUUACGUCUCGAGGGCAGCCUGGGCGGCUCCACGUUUCUGCGUUGUUGACAUCUGCAUUGCUUUCGAUCUCAUCAACGCAUUCUUGUGUUUGUACGACUUUUUUAACAUGAAUGAUGGCUGUACA
Molecule: messenger RNA, 1348 nt
Organism: Pollicipes pollicipes
Lineage: Eukaryota; Metazoa; Arthropoda; Thecostraca; Pollicipedomorpha; Pollicipedidae
Product: low-density lipoprotein receptor-related protein 2-like
Exons: 6
Coding region: 1-447 (148 amino acids)
Source: RefSeq, a predicted model, not a curated record